Messenger RNA from Rotaria sp. Silwood1, 816 nucleotides. The record is from the annotation of a GenBank genome assembly. NCBI's taxonomy places the organism in Eukaryota, Metazoa, Rotifera, Eurotatoria, Philodinida, Philodinidae.
AUGGAAGCAGUAACAAAUGAACUUGCUGUUUUUAAUAGUUUACAAUUUGUUAAUAAUAAAGUUUUACCAAAAACUACAUUUGACACACAAACAUCGCAAUUUAUUCAACAAUUUCAACAGCAGGUAUUUGAUAAGGAAAAUAUUAUAUUUAUUUUAUUAGUUAUUACUCAAAUAUGUAUUCGUCAGAAAAUAGCACUUUAUCUUACUCAACUUCAACGGUUUAUUCGAACAAUUAACUUCUAUCGGAAGAUGAAGAAUACUCAUUUACAAGAAAUAUCACAAACAACAGAUGAAAUUUCAAUUAUACGACUAACUUUUACUGGAUUAAAUUCACAAAUACAAUCCAUAAAAGUAUCAUCUCCAACAGAAUUAUGUCCAUGUUCUCGAAUAUCCAUUCAAUAUUCUAAAUUUAUUUCUAUUAAACCAAUUGUUUAUCAUCAAAUAUGUUCAAGUGUUUUUAUUUCAUCAAAUUUCAUUCAAUUAUUAUGGGACAAUGAAUCACUUGAAAGUUAUUAUUAUUAUGUCGAUAUGAAAAUAUUAAGUUUACAUUUUAAUAUUUUAGUAUCACUUUGUUCUCUUGCAAAAAUUAUGAUUGAACAAAAAAUUAAAGUAUUUUAUUCAGAACAAUUUAUAAAUGUAGAAUUAUUAACUCGUCAUUCUUUUCAAAUUCAAAUUGAUUCUAUUAUUGAGAAUUUUAUUAAUCAAGCACCAGUCAAUUUUCGACAAAUUCAUAAUUAUAUCAUAGAUAUGCUUUAUGCUAAUCAAUUACAUAAUAUAUUCUUAACAAAAUUGGAAUCUUCAUUUAUCAUCAUAUAA